AAGUUAGGAAAAAAGAGUUAAAAAAAGCCAUAAAUAUUCGCAGUCCUUUUUUCUCAGCCAGUGAACAACACAACACACAAAAACCCGAACAGAAAAGAAAAGGGAAAUAAAGUAAAACGAAAACAAAUCCACUCUGAAACUAGUCAGCAUCACACUCUUCGGUGUCGUUUCAUCCUUCUGCUACGCUCGCCGGAACCCUAAUUCGAUCCGCCGGAACUCGAAUCCACCGUAGAUGAGUUUACGAUUGGGGAAAAGGUGAGAUCAAAAGGAUUGGAUUUCCUCGCCGGAUGGAGGGAGGUAGCGUCUCUAGACUUAUUUGUACUGGGAUACACCCAUGGAUUAUGAUGACAAUGAUUUUCAAAGCCAGAAUCUCCAUUUAGCUGGUGAAGGGAGCACCAAAUUUCCUCCAGCAUUAAGGCCAUAUGCGCUCUCUAAGUUUGAUUUUGAUGAAAGCCUUCAAGGGAAUUUAAGAUUUGAUAGUUUGGUCGAAACUGAAGUUUUUCUUGGCAUUGAAAGUAACGAAGAUAACCAGUGGAUUGACGCAUUCUCCCGAGGGGGUAGUGGCAUAGAGUUUAGUUCAACUGCUGCUGAAUCUUGCCCCAUAUCAAGGCAUGGAAAUAUUUGGUCCGAGGCCACUUCCUCGGAAUCUGUUGAAAUGCUAUUGAAAUCUGUUGGACAGGAGGAGUUUAUUCCUAGACAAACUAUUAUUCAGGAAUCAGAUGCCUGUGAUGAACUGGCCUGCAUAACUAAGCAAAUGGACCCCCAUCCAAAACGUGACGAUAAAAAUGAAUUUAAAGACAAUGUUACAGAUUUACAGCCUCCUGGAGGUAGUCAUGGGAAUUUGCCUGGAUUGAAGGAGGAUGUAAGAAUGGAGCAGCCUCUGGAUGGAGUUUCUGAAAGUCAUGAAGUUGGACCAUCUAUCGGCGGAAGUUUGGGUAACCUGGAACCAAGUGAUAUUCACAGAAAUAUUGACUUACCUGUUUCCGAUGGGAAUCCAACUAUCUAUAAUGAUAACAGGAGUAAUACUACAAUUCUAACUGAAGCUGAGACUGCUGCUGACAUCUUGCACAGUGACAAAACCCAAGUUGAUUCAUCUGUAUCUGGGGUGCAAACUCAUGCUACUGAAGCAUCUAUUCAAAGUGUGGUUGAUGAGCAACAAGGUGCUUUACAAACACCAAUUAAUAAACAAGACUUGGAUGGAAUCACGGAUAUGGGUGAUGCUCAUCAUCCCGAGGUAUCUCUCUGUUCAAUUGCCACAACAGGCGCUUUGGAAGGUGGAAGUGUAAUUGAAGCCCUUGAGAAGGGGGUAAAUAUUGUAGAAGAUUCGUUACAGAAAGAGGAAAGAUGCACUGAAGAUGAUCUGUCUCGAAACCAUGCAAGAGAAGAUGUAGUUGUCCUGAAGGAUGAGUUGAUGCCUGAUCAAUCUGCACUAGCUACGCAGGAGUUGCCAAAGGUUUCAGAAGAGGAUUCUACUUCUAAGGGACCAGGAGGUGAGGCCACUUGUGAGAUUUCUCCUAAUCUCAAGCAUAAUGUGGAUGUUGUGGAGAAGACAGAUUUUGGUGAGUGCAGUGUCACUAAGGAAAAUAAGUUAUUGAACACUGGUGGCCACAUGGAUACAGAGAUGUUAUCAAGGAAGCCAGAGAAUUUUGUUUCUUCAGAGGGGGUAAAUGACAUUUCUAAAGUAAGUGAAGGAGUUUUGGGUGACCCAGCUCAAAUAUGUCAGAACAGUGAACCUGACAGCCAAGCUAACCAUGAAAAAUUUGAUCAAGACACAUCUGUCAAUGACAAAGAGAGUAAGACCCCUUCUGAGUCUGGUCCAAACCAUAGUGAUAUUGACCAAUCACAUCCUGUAGAUAAGAGAGGUGGUUUGUCAUUGCCAGGCGAAGGCAUUGUGCAAACUGGGUUGACAACAGUUGCUGUGCCAAUUAAUGUCACACCGGUCAACAAUUCAGCUUCACAGGUUAUUGUGGAAAAUGUUAGUUCAACAUCCUGUGAAAUAGUUCCACCUCCUUCUGAACAAGUUGUUUCCUCUCAUGAAGCUACUAGUCACAAUGAUUUUCAAAGCAUAACUGUUCCUGGGCCUGCUGUUGAUGAAAAGGAAGAGUCUGCGUCCAAAUUACCUGAAGAAGCUGGAACUUCUGCCCCUGUUGACUCUUCUGAAAGGGAUACUGCUCCUUGUACUAUUUCUGGAGCUGAUAAACAUCAUUCAUCUGAUGCUUCUAGACAAGUGUCAUGUGAGACAGUAAUCGACUGUCUGCAUAACGUUGAAGGGACCAUAAACUGGGAGAUGGUGUCAAAUUUCCUUUUAGUAAGGAUGACAAAGGGAAUGCACAGAACAAUGAUGCCAAGUCAUCUUCAGGUGAUGACAUUGUACCAGGAAACAAAACUUCCUUAUCUUCUGCUCCUUCACAUAACUCUUGUGUUGAGUUGCAAAGCUUUCCUGCUAAUAAUUCCCGCCCUCCCAUUAGUACAGUUGGAAGCCCUUCUAAGACUGAUAAGGAUAAGAACCAAAUUAAGGUUUCUGCUAGUCAGAAUCCCCCAACUUCUCAGGAUCUGAAGGGAAAAUGCUUCCAAAGCUGAGAGCAGUUUGACUCCAAAAUUACAUCCUGCGAUUGAUUCGUCCAUAAAAAAUGUCAUGGAUGUGAACCAAGAAGAUAUUGGCAAGAGUCAACCAGUUCCAGUUCCUGUUAUUGCAGACAAGAAAACAUCUACUGCUGUGGAUGGUUCUCCUAAAACUUCUGGGCGACGACGUGCUUCAAAAUCCAAAAUUUCUGGAAAUAUAUCCCAUGAAAGCCCACAAAUACUGGAUGGAGUGGCAGCACACAGUGUUCCAAAAUCUACCCCUGAACGCAAACCUAGGCGGACAUCUAAUAAGAAACCUGGAAAGGAAUCUUCUACAAAAGGAAGUCGGGUGAAAGAUACAACUCUAGGUAGACAGUCGGAUAGAGGUGAUAAAUCAACCAAUGUCUCCUUGAGCCCAUCUCCUGGUUUCCAGCUGAUGCAAUCAAACGAGGUGCAGCAGUAUGGGCACAUUGAUCCCAAUAGCUCAAAGCCAUUUGCUCUUGUAAAUCCUUCAACAUCUAGCCUUCCAGAUUUGAACACUUCUGCUUCUCCACCUGUUCUGUUUCAACAACCUUUCACAGAUCUACAACAAGUACAAUUGCGUGCCCAAAUAUUUGUCUAUGGAGCUUUGAUUCAAGGCACAGCACCUGAUGAACCGUAUAUGAUAUCAGCUUUUGGGGGACCAGGUAAUUUUUUUGUUUGUUAUGAUCUUGUUGCAUCUCCUUUUUAUGGUCAAAAAUCUCAUCCUGUUAACCCGGAAACACCUUUACAAUCUAAAUCUGGUGCCAGAACUGCUGAUUCAGCUGUUAAGCAGAGUACUGCUCCAGGAAAAGGUAUCUCAUCUCCACUUGGUCGAGGCAGCAGCAAGGCUACUCCAACAACUGUGAACCCCUUAGUACCUUUUUCAUCUCCCCUUUGGAAUCUGCCUACUCCUUCUUGUGAUUCCGUGCAACCUAAUGCCCUUGGAAGAGGUUCUGUUGUGGAUUAUUCACAGGCACUUCCUUCAUUGCAUCCUUACCAAACUCCACCUCUGAGAAAUUUUCUUGGACACAACACAUCUUGGAUAUCCCAGGCCUCCAUUCGUGGACCCUAUAUUCCUUCUGGCUCUCCUGCACCUGAUAACAGUGCCCAUGUUUCUGCAUCUCCUUUCUCAGAUACAAUUAAGUUAAGUUCAGCUAAAGGACCUUCUCUGCCUCCCACAUCUGUCAUAAAGAGUGGUACUCCUGGUCUUCCUGAAUCGAGUACUAGUAUUCCAAGUACUACAAUAGGUUCUGUUUCUGCACUUGAUGCAAACAAUGCGACAGUAUCACUUCCUCAACAGUCUUCAGAUCCAAAGCCAAGAAAAAGAAAAAAGAUUACGGUGUCAGAGGAUUUUGGUCAAAAAACUUUGCAGUCACCACCUCCUGUUGUUACUACUUAUGUAUCUACUUCUGUGGCCGUUGCAACCCCUGUUGUGACUCUGCCCAUAACUACCGGUGAAAAAUCAGUUGUCUCUGUACCUCCACUUGCUGAACGCCUCAAAAUUGACCAAAAUGUGGAGAAGCGGAUUCUGUCAGAUGAGUCUCUUAUGAAAGUUAAGGAGGCCAAACUACAUGCAGAGGAAGCUUCUGCCCUUUCUGCUGCUGCUGUGAAUCAUAGCCUAGAGAUAUGGACCCAGUUGGAUAAGCAUAAGAAUUCUGGGUUGAUGCCAGACAUUGAGGCUAAACUAGCUUCUGCAGCAGUUGCUGUUGCUGCUGCUGCAGCUGUUGCAAAGGCAGCGGCUGCAGCUGCUAAUGUUGCAUCAAAUGCUGCAGUUCAAGCAAAAUUGAUGGCGGAUGAAGCAUUGAUCUCAUGUGCCUCUGAUAAUUCCAGCCAAUUUAAUAAAAUAUCUCUUUCUGAGGCUACAAGUAACUUUGGACAAGCUAGCCCUGCUUCCAUCUUGAAGGGUGCUAAUGGAACCAAUAGCCCUGGUUCUAUCAUUGUUGCUGCAAAGGAAGCUGCUAGAAGGAGAGUGGAAGCUGCUUCAGCUGCCUCAAAAAGAGCUGAAAAUAUGGAUGCCAUUGUGAAGGCUGCUGAGCUUGCAGCAGAAGCAGUAUCCCAAGCAGGAAAGAUUGUAACUAUGGGUGAUCCUUUGCCAUUAAGUGACUUAGUGGAUGCUGGUCCAGAGGGUUAUUGGAAAUCAGCUGGAGAGUCUUCUCAGCAUGUUGGAUUAUCAAAAGACAUGACCAGAGAUCUGGUCAGCAUUGACAAUGUUGGAGACAUUCCUGAAACUUUUAAUACUCAUAACAGAGACAUUUCAUUGGUUGGCAUUUCAUCUUCUAUCAAUGAAAAGAAUUCAAGAGGGCCAAGAGGCCGCAAGGUUACAGAGUUAACCAAGCCAGUUGAUGUGGUUCCUGAAUCUGAACCUCAAAUACAGAUUUCUAACACUGUUAGCGAUGGAAAUGAAACUGUGGAGGGCAAUAACUUCAAGGAAGGCUCUCUUAUAGAGGUUUUCAAAGAUGAGGAAGGAUAUAAAGCAGCAUGGUUCACAGCCAAUAUUUUGAGUUUGAAAGAUGGUAAAGCUUAUGUCGGAUACACUUCGCUUGUAGCUGUUGAAGGUGCCGGGCCCUUGAAGGAAUGGGUUUCUCUCGAAGCUGAAGGCGACAAACCCCCCAGAAUACGGGCUGCUCGUCCUCUCACUAGUUUACAUUAUGAAGGUACUAGGAAGAGACGUAGGGCAGCUUUGGGAGAUUAUGCAUGGUCAGUUGGGGAUAAAGUAGAUGCUUGGGUACAAGAAAGCUGGUGGGAAGGAGUAAUCACGGAAAAGAACAAGAAAGAUGAAAAAACGUUCACCGUUCACUUUCCUGCUAGUGGAGAAACAACAGUUGUCAGAGCUUGGCAUCUACGUCCAUCCCUUAUCUGGAAAGAAGGAAAAUGGAUCGAGUCUUCUAAGGUGGUAGCAACUAUUAGUUCUACACAAGAGGGUGAUACGCCUAAUGAAAAAAGACCUAAACUCAGUAAUCCUGCAGAUGUUAAUGGACAAGAUAAUAUGUCAAAGAAUAUUGAUGCUACGGAGUCAUCAAAUUCUGAUGGGUUGAGAUUACUUAAUUUGACUGAAAAUGAGAAAGUAUUUAACAUAGGUAACAGCAGCAAGAAUGAAAAUAAAUUGGAUACACACAGAACUGCAAGGACUGGUCUUCAGAAAGAAGGUUCUAAAGUGAUUUUUGGUGUUCCUAAACCUGGGAAGAAAAGGAAAUUUAUGGAAGUGAGUAAGCACUAUGUUGCACAAGAGAGUAAAAUUAGUGAUAAAAAUGAUUCGGUUAAACUUGCAAAUUUCUUGAUGCCACCUCAAAGUUCAGGACCCCGAGGGUGGAAAAAUAGUUCCAAAAAUGAUACCAGAGAGAGACUAGGAGCCGACUCCAAGCCCAAGACUUCAAGGUCAGGGAGACCACAUAGUGCAUUUGGUAGAGCAAUCCCACCAAAAGACAAUCCAUCAAGUGCUUCUUCUCUUAGCAGUGAUCUACCAGGUCACACAGAAAGGAUCAAAGAUUCAACUCAUUUCAAGAAUGCAUCCCAGGGUGAAAAUCAAUUGGAAAAAGCACCCUACACUACGGAUGGAGCUACACAGGGUCCAAUAUUAUUUUCAUCACUGGCAACUUCAACAGAUGCUGUUCCCGCUAAAAAGACAUCCACAUCAAGAGCGAGUAAAGGAAAACUUGCACCUGCUGGUGGCAAGUUGGGCAAGGGUGAGACCGAAAAGCCUUCAAAUGACCCCAUUAAAUCAACUUCUGAUGCCAUUGAGCAGCCUCGUAGAUCCAAUCGCAGGAUCCAACCAACGUCAAGACUAUUAGAAGGAUUGCAGAGCUCUUUAAUCAUAUCAAAGAUUCCGUCGGUUUCACAUAAUCGUAAUGCCUCUAAAGGUAAUAACUAGGGUUGAAAGGGAAAAAACAUGCAAUGACGCGAAUCUCAGUUAAAAUGGCGACCCGUGAUAAGAUGAUGGACACACCCAGCAUAGAUGUGUAUAUUUAUAAUAGGAAUUUAGGAAUGAAUGAAAAUUAUUGCUUCCUUUGAAACUUUAGGCAGACUAGUCUAAUAGAUGGUCAUAUUGAUUUUUAGUCUUAUAUUUAAGUAUGACUUGAUCCCCCUCCAAGUUUUCUGGCACUGUAUAUGGAAUUUCUCCGUACUCGUCUGUAGAGGUUUUAUGAUGGAAUGAUAACGUGUUCUGCGCAGUAA
Molecule: messenger RNA, 6753 nt
Organism: Arachis duranensis
Lineage: Eukaryota; Viridiplantae; Streptophyta; Magnoliopsida; Fabales; Fabaceae
Source: RefSeq, a predicted model, not a curated record